This is a messenger RNA of Zingiber officinale, 3410 nucleotides long. Its product is annotated as zinc finger MYM-type protein 1-like. Gene Ontology annotation, molecular function: protein dimerization activity. The transcript has 7 exons. The record is from RefSeq and is a predicted model, not a curated record. Gene Ontology annotation, cellular component: plasma membrane. The coding region runs from base 123 to 2855 and encodes 910 amino acids. Lineage: Eukaryota; Viridiplantae; Streptophyta; Magnoliopsida; Zingiberales; Zingiberaceae.
UGGGAUGAGAAAGUGAAGCCCCAAUCUUACUGUCGAGAACUACAGCCAAAUCAGGAUUACGUACUCCGAUAUGGAAAUAUCCUGUUAAUCAAAGGGAUGAAAUUAGACGAGCUUAUAUUAAGAUGGGGCCAUAUCAGCCUAUUAAGAAUGAGUAUCCACCGACCAAAUUCGGAAGUCAAAAUCGACGAUUUCAAAGUCAUUGGUUUAAAAAAUUUACUUGGUUAGAGUAUUCUCCUUCAAAAGAUGCUGCAUUUUGUUUUCCAUGCUUCUUGUUUGAUCAUAAGCAUCCUCGUAAUCCUGCAUUUACGACGGAUGGAUUCAAAUAUUGGAAGCGAGUUAAUGAUGGUGAUAGAUGUGCAUUUUUGAUGCAUAUAGGAUGCAAUACUUCACCACAUAAUAAUGCUAUGGAACAUCUUGAUAAUUUGAUGAAUAUACCUCGUCAUAUUGAUAAAAUGAUGAAUGCACAAUCUUCAGAAGAAAAGCAGAAGAACAGAUUGCGGCUUAUAGCAACUAUUGAAAGCAUUCGAUGGCUUACUUUACAAGCAUGCGCAUUUAGAGGGCAUGAUGAAUCUCCAUCUUCUAAUAAUCGUGGAAAUUUUAUUGAGAUGAUAAAAUUUAUGGGAAAAAUGAAUGAGAAUAUUGGGGACAUCGUCUUAGAGAAAGCUCCAAAAAAUGCAAAGUAUACUUCACCAGAUAUUCAGAAAGAUAUUUUGAAUAUUUUUGCCAAUCAAGUGAGAACUAAGAUUCGUAAAGAAAUCGGGGAUGCAAAAUUUUGUAUUUUAGUUGAUGAAGCAAGAGAUACAUCUAACAAAGAGCAGAUGGCUAUUGUAUUAAGAUUUGUGGAUAUUGAUGGUUUUUUACGAGAGCGGUUCUUUGCUAUUGUACAUGUGACUGACACAACUGCUGCAACAUUUAAGAAAAAAAUAUCUGAUACUCUUGGCUGUUAUGACUUGCAUAUCCACAACAUGCGGGGACAAGGAUAUGAUGGUGCUAGCAAUAUGCGUGGCUCUUGGAAUGGAUUACAAGCUCUAUUCUUGAAAGAUUGUUCAUGUGCAUAUUAUGUACAUUGUUUCGCUCAUCGACUUCAACUAGCAUUAACUGCAGCUGCUGAAAAAGAGGUAUCCAUUUGGUUAUUCUUUUCAAAAUUGAAUUCCAUUUGUAAUCUCUUUAAUGCGUCUCCUAAACGUCAUGCUGAGUUACUUUCUGCUCAAAAAGCUGAAGUUGCGCAUAUGGUAGCUAUUGGUGAACGUGAUACUGGUAGAGGAUGUAAUCAAAUUGGAAAUUUACUACGGCCUGGAAAGACUCGCUGGAGUUCUAAUUUUGACUCAAUUUGUAACAUGAUUGAUAUGUAUAGUUCUGUGAUUACCGUAUUAGAAAACAUGGUGAAUGAUGGGUCCUCUAACUCCAUCCGUGGUGAAGCUAGUGGUUUGCUGAUAGCGAUGAAGUCUUUUGAUUUCAUAUUCAUAUUACAUUUGAUGCAAAAGAUAAUGGGGUUAACAAAUCUGCUUUGUCGAGCAUUGCAAGAGAAAUCUUUAGAUAUUUUAAAUGCAAUGGACUAUGUUUCAACUACUAAAACUUUGCUUCAGACUUUGAGAGAAGAAGGAUUUGCUAUUCUACUUAGUUAUGUGAAAGAAGUUUGUGCCAAGUAUGACAUUGAGAUACCUCAAAUGGAAGCUCGUUAUAAAUCUGCUACAGGUCGUUCUUGUCAACAAAAUGAUUCAAUCACAGUUGAGCAUCACUAUCGAUUUGAUGUAUUUACUGCUGCAAUAGAUUUUCAAGUUGAAGAGCUUAAUAGUAGAUUCAAGGAUGAGGCAGUGGAACUUCUUAAGCUUAGUUGUGCUUUGGAACCUAAAGAAAACUUUAAGCUUUUUAAUGUUGAUCACAUCUAUCGACUUGCUGAGAAAUUCUAUCCUCUUGAUUUUGAUACACAAGAUUUACACCACUUGAGAAUGCAAUUGGAGCACUAUAAGAUUGAUAUUGUUGGUCAUGAAAGAUUUCAGAAUUUAUCAACUAUUUCUGAAUUAUGUCGAAGAUUAAUUGAAACAAACAAAUCAGGAAGUUACAAUUUGAUUGACAGGUUGAUUCAUCUUGUUUUAACUCUUCCCGUCUCUACAGCAACAACGGAACGAGCAUUUUCAGCUAUGAAACUUGUUAAAACAGCUCUUCGUAACAAGAUGGAAGAAGAGUUUUUAACAGAUUCUAUGAUCUGGAUUGAUCAGGACCGUCGAAUCAGAUCUGGGGAAAUAAAAUCCACAAGCACGCAUCUUCUUCUCCUUCGCUCGGUUUCUCACGCUGCGAAGGCCGGUACGCCACUUCUCCCUCCUUCGCCAUCACUCCACCAAAGGGGCCGGCGGUACGCCACCACUCCACCGCCGCCGGCCGACCAUCUCCUCUCCAUCUUCCCACCGUCAUUUUCUACCCGCGAUUCCAGCCAACGCCAUCAUUUCCUCCAGUGGCUCUUCGUGAUUGUCUGCCCCGACGUGCCGACACCAGCAUCCAGGCCACGACGGAGUUUCUCUACUUCAGAUCCAAACCGCAACCCUCUUCUCUUCGGGCUAGAAGAUAAGGGGUCCUUCAUAGUCAACAUCCGGCCACGACAUCUCCAAGAUCUGGCCGCCCUAAGCAUGCAGCGGUCCUCUUUCGGAGAGCUCUUCACUUUAUGCUCAGCACCGGCUUCCCACAGACAUCUCCGGCCUUCAUCAGAUUCUGAACAGCAAGCUUCUUCUUCAAUGGUCGAUAUGUUGAUUUGCAUGGAGGAGAUCACCAAGGAGUUUGAGGAGAGGAAGAUUGAACUCGAAGCUAAGGCUCUAGAGAUCUAUCAGGCCUCAGACGCUGAUAUCAAGGUAUGUUGCUGAAAAAUUUGUACAUAACAAUGUGAUUUCUUAAUCAAGAAACUACUUUUCAUUAAAUAAAAGGCGGCUGACAUUCCAUGUUGAAUCAUUAAAUUGGUUUAGUGGUUCCUCUCCUAUCAAGGCUAGGCAACUGCAGUGCAAGAUUGUUUCAACAAACUUGGUUGGUUCAUUAAUCCGUAUGAAGUAAUUCAUCUCAUGGAGUUCGAGACAAGGGAGGGCAAAGGGAAGAAAUCAUAGACAUGCAUGCUACUAGCAAGAGGAUAUGAAGACAUUAUUGAAGGUAACAAAGUAUUGAACUUCUUAUCACAAAAAAUGGGAAGAAAAGUUUAUCAAGUAAGGUAGGCAAAGCAAAGAAAAGGAGAAGGUUUGUAAAAUGAUUCAAAAGGUGAAAUAUUGAAAUCAUUUAUAUCUAGGAGGAUCUGAUCCCUGUGAUCAUGAGCGUCGUGAUAGAAUGUAAAGAUUAGAUUACUUAAGGUGAGAUUUAAAAAUUUAUACAUUUGCUUAGACGAUGUAAAUAUUUAUUUAUCCCAAUGUUAAUUUUAUGAUACUUUUGGAUUA